UUGGAAACCGGACGGGAACACACACACACACACACACACACACACCUGUGUUAGUUAAGUUUGGUGAUAUUUUCUAUUUUUGCGGUAUUAAAAGGGCUAAUUGAACGUUUGGUGACUGAACAUGUGGACUUUAAUCCGCGUAAAGUGAUAAAAUCUCGGAUAAAGAGGGAAACGACCGGUUUCUAACUUGACACAGACACCUGUCGUGACGCUAGCGGGCUAGCUGUGUACUGACUGUUUAUGUAUGUGACUUUAAGAGGAAUAAACUUGGAGCUUUUACAGAAAGUUGGACGUUUUGGACGUGGAAUUGCGCCUCGACAUGUCUUACAUGGAUUAUAAUACUUAAUUAUUUGGAAAUAUGCUCAAAUGGAACACGGCAAGUGGAAUCUGGUCUGCUAAUGUAACAGUGGUGACAGAAUCAUGUCAGUAAACGAGCUUUACACCCGGUACACCCGGGUUUGGAUCCCCGAUCCAGAGGAGGUGUGGAAACCUGCUGAGAUUAUAAAAGACUACAAGUUAGGCGACUCUGUCCUGAACAUUAAACUAGAAGAUGAAUCGACGUUAGCAUAUCCAGUCGGUCCCAAGGACAAUCCGCUCCCAUUCCUGAGGAACCCUGAUAUUUUAGUGGGAGAAAAUGAUCUCACAGCCCUCAGCUACCUGCACGAACCUGCCGUCCUGCACAACCUCAAAGUCCGUUUCAUCGAGUCCAACCACAUUUACACCUACUGUGGUAUCGUACUGGUGGCGAUUAAUCCAUACGAGCAGUUACCCAUCUAUGGCGAGGAGGUCAUCAAUGCCUACAGCGGGCAAAACAUGGGUGAUAUGGACCCGCAUAUAUUUGCUGUGGCAGAGGAGGCUUAUAAGCAGAUGGGCAGAGAUGAGAAGAAUCAGUCGAUCAUUGUGAGUGGAGAGUCAGGAGCUGGGAAGACGGUGUCCGCCAAAUACGCCAUGCGCUACUUCGCCACUGUGGGAGGGUCAGCCAACGACACAAACGUCGAAGAGAAAGUUCUGGCCUCCAGCCCCAUCAUGGAGUCUAUCGGGAACGCGAAGACAACACGUAACGACAACAGCAGCCGUUUCGGAAAGUACAUUCAGAUCGGCUUCGACAAGAGGUAUCACAUCAUCGGCGCCAACAUGCGGACGUAUUUACUAGAGAAGUCCAGAGUAGUGUUUCAGGCUGAGGAGGAGAGGAACUACCACAUCUUCUACCAGCUCUGUGCCUCCGCCUCGCUCCCCGAGUUCAACGAAUUACAGCUGACCAGUGCAGAAGACUUCACGUACACGUCUCUGGGUGAGAACAUUUUCAUUCAAGGAGUAAACGAUGCUGCAGAUUUACAAAAGACCAGGGAAGCCUUUACAAUGCUGGGGGUCAAAGAAAAUUAUCAGAUGAGCAUCUUUAAGAUCAUGGCGUCUAUCCUGCACCUUGGAAAUGUGAUCAUUGUUUCUGAGAGAGAUGGAGAGUCGUGUCAUAUUAAUAGAAACGACCCUCACCUGAUCCAUUUCUGUGAACUGCUGGGGGUGGAGCGGGAGCAGAUGGAGAGCUGGCUUUGCCGCAGGAAACUGGUGACCGCGACCGAGACCUACGUUAAAAACAUGUCCUGCGCCCAGGCAACCAACGCUCGUGACGCCCUGGCCAAGCACAUCUACGCUCAUCUGUUCGACUGGAUAGUGGAGCACAUCAACAAAGCCCUGCACACCGCCACCAAACAACAUUCCUUCAUCGGCGUGCUGGAUAUUUAUGGAUUUGAAACGUUUGAGAUCAACAGCUUUGAGCAAUUCUGCAUCAACUACGCCAAUGAAAAACUUCAGCAACAGUUUAACUCUCAUGUAUUUAAACUGGAGCAGGAGGAAUACAUGAGGGAACAGAUCCCUUGGACACUUAUUGACUUUUACGACAACCAGCCCUGCAUUGACCUAAUCGAGGCCAAGCUCGGUAUUCUGGACCUGCUGGAUGAGGAAUGCAAGGUACCUAAAGGAACAGAUCAGAACUGGGCUCAGAAGCUCUACAGCCGACACCUGAGCAGCGAGCAUUUUGUGAAGCCCAGGAUGUCCAACACUUCAUUCAUCAUCGUCCACUUUGCCGACAGAGUGGAGUAUCAGUGUGACUGCUUUCUGGAAAAGAAUCGAGACACCGUGUAUGAAGAACAGAUCAACAUCCUGAAGGCCAGCAAGUUCCAGCUGGUGGCAGAUCUUUUCCGAGAGGGAAAAGACGCUGCGGCUCCAGCCGCCGGCGGCAAAAGUUCCAAGAUUAACGUGCGUCCGGCUAAGCCCAUGCCUAAGGGCCACAAUCGUGAGCACCGCAAGACUGUAGGCACACAGUUUCGGAGUUCAUUACAUCUGCUAAUGGAGACCCUGAAUGCGACCACUCCUCACUAUGUGCGCUGCAUUAAGCCCAAUGACGUUAAAGAAUCCUUCGUUUUCGAUUCUAAGAGGGCAGUCCAGCAGUUGCGUGCAUGUGGUGUUCUGGAGACCAUCCGCAUCAGUGCUGCAGGAUAUCCAUCCAGGUGGACGUACCCAGAUUUCUAUAACAGAUACCGUGUGCUCAUGACGAAGAAGGAUGCGAGCGCCAGCGAUAAGAAGCUGGUGUGCAGGAACCUGCUGGAGAGUUUGGUCAAGGAUCCAGACAAGUUCCAGUUCGGAAAGACGAAGAUCUUCUUCAGAGCCGGACAGGUGGCGUACCUAGAGAAGCUCCGGGCCGACAGGUUCCGCUACGCCUGCAUAAAGAUGCAGAAAACGGUGCGAGGCUGGCUGCAGAGGAGACGUUACCAGAAGAUCCGCAAAUCUGCCAUCCUGCUCCAGAGAUACGGGCGUGGCUUCAUGGCACGCAGAUAUGCUGAGAUGCUGCGUUUGACUCGAGCAGCUCUGAUCUGUCAGAAGCAGUACAGGAUGGUGCGGGUACGACGUGCGUAUCUAACAAUCCGUAAAGCCACCAUCACCAUCCAGGCCCACACGCGGGGCUGGUUUACACGCCGCCUGUACCAGGAGUACUUGCGUCACCACAAAGCCAGUAUCAUCCAGAGAGCAGUACGUCGCUGGCUACUGAGGAGAAAGUUCCUACGUGCCCGAAGUGCAGCAAUCGUUAUCCAGUGCGCCUACCGGCGUGUGCUGGCCAAGCGGCAGUUCAAAAAGCUGAAGACCGAGGCCCGUUCAGCCGAGCACAUGAAGAAUCUCAACGUCGGCAUGGAGAACAAGAUCGUACAACUUCACAGAAAAAUGGUUGAUCAGACGAAAGAGUACAAGAUGCAGAGUGAUAAGUUAUCGGUUGCCAACACUGAUCUGGUAACAAAGAUGGACAAACUGCAGAAAGAGCUGAACACGGCGCGCAACGAUAAGGGGGAGAAGACUCAGCUGAGCUCACUGCAGGACGAGCUGGAGAAACUGAGGGCAGAGCUUCAGGAGGUCCACUCCCAGAAGAAGAAGCUUGAUGAGGAGCACAGCACCGAGAAGCUCGGGCUGGAACAGCGAGUCCAGGAGCUGGAGAAAGAAAACCUGAUGCUAAAGGAGGAAAAAGAGGAGAUGAAUCAGCGAAUCCAGCGCUAUUCUCAAAGCUCCAAAGGUAAGGAAGGCAACGUGACUCAGCUGCAGAUCGAGCUGGACGAUGAGAGGCUGCGCUAUCAGAACCUGCUGAAGGAGUUUUCCAGACUGGAGCAGAGAUAUGAAAACCUGCAGGAGGAAGUGUCUCUGGCCAGAUUUACCCCAGGCCAUCGAAGAACAACAUCAGAUCUAAGCAGCCUGGGCUCUGACUCGGCUCUAACCUCCAUCUCCAUGUCUGAAGUGGGAGACACAGAGGACGCCUUACAGCAGGUGGAGGACAUGGGCCUGGAGAAAGCAGCCAUGGACAUCAGUGUGUUCAUGAAGCUGCAGAAGAGAGUGCGAGAGCUGGAGCAGGAGAGGAAGAAACUCCAGACUAACCUGGAGAAGAUGGAGGAUUUGAACAAGCGCAAGGUGAACGAUCCAAAGAGCCCGACGUCAGAGGACGUGAAUGCAGAUUUGGCCUACAACAGCCUUAAGAGGCAAGAGCUGGAGACAGAGAACAAGAAGCUGAAGAACGACUUGAAUGAACUGAGGAAAGCUUUAGCCGAUCAGGCCUCGGAAAACUCCACAUCUAAUGAACAGCAGGACAGUUUCAACGUGCUGCUCAGUCAGCUCAAAGCCGCCACAGAGGAGCUGGAUGUGCGCAAGGAGGAAGUGUUAAUGCUGAAAACCCAGAUCGUCAGCAGUACGAAGCCCUCGGAGAGCUCCAACCACAUUAACUCUAAUGACUGGGACAGCGGCAAAAAGCCUGUAGGGAAGGAGGAGGUUGCGGAGUCCAAGAAGCUGCUGGAGGCACAGCUACAGUCCCAGACCCGGAAACACCACGACGAGCUGGAGGCUCUGCACACUCAGAUCGAGGUGAUGAGGGAAGACCUGGAGAAGAAGCAGGAGGUGCUGAAUCACUUUAACACCCUCCCACCCGAGACACUCGUGGAAUACAGCAUCCAGCAGGAAAUCACCCGCCUCACCAACGACAACCUGGAUCUGAAGGAGAUCAACGAGAAGCUGGAGAAAAAUGAGAAGAAGCUGAGAAAGCAGCUGAAGAUCUACACCAGCAAAGUGAAAGAACUCGAAGCUUCUCAGGCGGCCAUGAGCCGACCCCGGUUAAGCAGACAGGUCACAGUGCAGAGAAAGGAGAAGGACUUUGAGGGCAUGCUGGAGUACUACAAGGAGGACGAGCCUCUGCUGGUCAGGAGUCUGAUUGCUGACAUGAAGCCACAGGCGGUAUCAGCGACGGUUCCCUGUCUGCCAGCGUACAUCCUCUUCAUGUGCAUCCGUCACGCCGACUACAUCAACGACGAUCAGAAAGUGCACUCGCUGCUCACCUCCACCAUUAACGCCGUCAAGAAGGUUCUUAAGAGGAACAACGACGACUUUGAGAUGGCCUCGUUCUGGCUGGCUAACACCAGUCGACUCCUGCACUGUCUGAAGCAGUACAGCGGAGAGGAGUCCUUCAUGACCCAGAACGCACCGAAACAGAACGAGCACUGUCUUAAGAACUUCGACCUGGCUGAGUACCGUCAGGUCCUGAGUGACCUGUCCAUCCAGAUCUAUCAGCAGCUUAUCAAAAUAGCCGAGGCCACACUGCAGCCCAUGAUCGUGUCGGCCAUGCUGGAGAGCAGAAGUCUGACCGGCGUGAAGCCGCUCGGCUACAGGAAGCGCUCCGCCAGCGUGGACUGUGAGAGCGGAGGCCCGCCAGGGUACACGCUGGAGGCUUUGAUCAAACAGCUCGGCGAGUUCCACCUGAUCAUGAGCGAACACGGCUUGGACCCAGAGGUCGCGCAGCAGGUCGUACGCCAACUCUUCUACUGCAUCGACGCCAUCACACUCAACAACAUGCUGCUGCGCAAGGACAUGUGCUCAUGGAGCACCGGCAUGCAGCUCAGGUACAAUAUCACUCAAAUGGAGGAGUGGUUGAGAGACAAGAACAUGCACCAGAAUAACAUCAUCACCACCAUCGAGCCCAUUAUCCAGGUCUCACAGCUUCUGCAGAUUAAUAAGAAAACCUCUCAAGAUGCCGAGGCCAUCUGCUCCCGCUGCACCGCGCUCACCGCUCAACAGAUUGUGAAGAUCCUUAAUCUGUACACUCCUGAGAACGAGUUUGAGGAGAGAGUCACUGUGUCCUUCAUCAGAGAGAUACAGGGUCUCCUCCAAGGCAGAGUCGAGAACAACCAGCUCCUGAUGGACACCAAGCACACCUUCCCCGUGCUGUUUCCUUAUUCUCCUUCAGCUUUAACCUUGGAUUCCAUGCACAUCCCAGCCUCUCUCAACCUGCACUUCCUGUCCAGGGUCUGAUCUCUUCAGCUGUAUUUUCUCCUCCUCUCUCACUGAGCUUUGGAGUCAGACUGAGUAAAGCCGAGAGGAGAUCAAGCCCAGCACGGCCUCAUGAACCAGCGUACCAUCAUCCUGGAUAUGUUAGUACCUGACGAGAGUCUUUCUGGCUGACUUUAGUGCUGAGGUGUAAACUGGACUCCCUUUUCUUUAAUCUGGUUCAUUUUGGGUUCAAACUGGCAGGUUUAGUUACAGCACUGACAUCUUUUAAUUCAGUCAUGUAUGGGAUUAUUUGCUGGUCAAAUUUCUAUAGAAGUAUACAUUAUAUUUAUAUACUUUAUGGCAUCGAGGGGGGCCACCUCAGUGCAGUUCACAAAAGCACAUCUGCAUGCUUAACUGGCAUCUCAUUUGCUCAUUAGCUAACCACAGGUUUGGUGUUGGUCAGACAGUGUUGACAGCCGCUGUGUCCCAAACCAAGCACCAGUUUUUUUCCUCAGGUCAUUUUUAGGUUGAACCUGGCACGGCUCUGUGCUUCACGUCUCACAGGUAAUAACUGAAAAGCUGUUCUGUUCGCUAUGAGAACACGUUCUCACUAUUUUUUUAUGUCAGUGCCGCUUUUGUCCAGUUUGCACACCGUUUGUGAGCUGGACAACGUUGACAGUAGCACAAGAUUUACAGGUUGCAUCCCGAGCCAAUGUAAACGCACAUCCUUGCUAUAAAGCUGCCUACUAUUCGCCUCCUAUGUACAGUACGUCUGCUAGGGCUUCAGAUCAAGUCACGUCAUUACAGGUAAUUAUGUCGUUAAAAUCUCUGCUCUAGGAAUUGGUUCUCACUGUUUAGUGUCAGUUUAAAGCUGAUCUUUGCUACUUGUUUGUGUUUUUAUUAUUAUUAUUUAAAUAGCUUACAAGCCUGCUGUCAACGACUUGCUGUCCAAAAGAAGUCUUCAUUUGUUACUAGGGAGAAACAGAUUUAGACAGCUGUUCUGUUACAGCACCACCUAACUGUGCUGUAUAACCCCUCCAGUACACACAGAUGGACAGACAGAUGAACAAAGAGGAACAAAGCUAUGUAGAAGAACAGAGAAGUGGUCUGUUCUGAAUGGUAGAAACUAUAAGUGUUUUACCAGAGCACAUUCUGAAACAAGAACUGAACGGUCACAGUGUCGCACGCACUGGUUCCAUCGUAACGUUAACAUGUGGGACAUGAUCAGAUCGGCACGUUGAAUGUUUGGUUCAUGAAUUACAGGCUUGUAAUUAUCAUCAUCAAUAACAGAUUGUUGAUAAAAAAUAAUGUAAAUGCCGCUCAGGUGGCGCAGCGGUAAAACACGCUAGCACACCAGAGCUGACAUUUCAAACUCGUCGGUUCGAAACUCAGCCCUGCCAUCCGACUGGGCUGGGCAGCUACAUGAACAACGAUUGGCUUGUUGUUCAUACAGGACGGGAAGCCAGAUAGCUGAUUGAUGGCGCCUGCACAGAGUCAAGGAAUAAUGCUGAUCAGGGUGUGGCUCUCCGUACACAAAGCUGAUCCACAUAUGAACUCGCCUCAUGCAGGUGAAAAGAUGCAGUCGGCUACUGCACACGUGUCGGAGGGGGCGUGUGUCAGUCACGGCUCUCCUCAAUCAGAAGUGACGACUAGAUUGGGAGGAAAAUUGGGGAAAAUAAAUAAAUAAAUAAAUAAUGUUAAUUCUCCGGUCACCAAUAGAAGAAAGUAUUUCUGUUUGUGCUGCAGCAGCACUGCACUGGUACGUUUUUAAGAAAUAGCCCGGCGCUAGCAGACUUGCUUUUGAUUGGCAGACACAUCAAGUUUUUUAUUCAGUGUUCCUCUUGGGGCCUUUUUUCUGGAACCUCCAGAACUUAAACUGGUACUUCUGGACCUAGAACUGACAAACUUGAGUACUGGAACUGUAACCUCUGGUACAGCAACUGGCACAUGAAAAGCUCCAGUACCUGUACUAUUACAGCUUAAAGCUUUAGUACUGGUUGUCAUGGGUUUUUUCCCAGUACAGAAAUGAUGUACACUGUGUAAUGGAAAAAGAAGCUUCCCAUUCAGGAUACAGAAAUUAUGAUGAGCGUAUGAGGCUUUAAAAUGGGACUUUAUUUGUAUUUGUUGAAGUGAGAGCGUGUACGUGGUGUACAGGAAUGUACAGAGACACUACAGUCGAAGAAACUCCAAACAGAUAUUUUACAUAAGGACGUCUCUGCAUGCAGUCUUUCUUUAUAAAUGAAAGAUUUUUUUAUGUUAGCAGUUUGUGAAUUCCCCUCUGUAAUUAAUGCAAACACUAACUGUCUUUUAAUAAUAUAAUAUACAAAAUCUUUGUAUUUUUUUAAAUUGGGAUCUUUAUCAUAUAUUGGUGCCAUACCGUCGAAGGGCUGCUGUAAAUCUGUUUGUUUAUUCUCGUAUUGUCUCAUGAAAUCACUAUUAAAGGGGCUCUUUGGGUCUUGGUGGUGCCACUUUAUGUCACUUUCAACAGCAAUAAAAAGCAACAUGUUCAUUUGUUAA
Messenger RNA from Trichomycterus rosablanca, 8304 nucleotides. It is a transcript of the gene myo5b, whose product is annotated as myosin VB. Gene Ontology annotation, biological process: actin filament organization; vesicle transport along actin filament. Lineage: Eukaryota; Metazoa; Chordata; Actinopteri; Siluriformes; Trichomycteridae. Gene Ontology annotation, molecular function: microfilament motor activity; actin filament binding; ATP binding. The record is from RefSeq and is a predicted model, not a curated record. The coding region runs from base 421 to 5829 and encodes 1802 amino acids. The transcript has 39 exons. Gene Ontology annotation, cellular component: myosin complex; cytoplasm; vesicle.